GCAUUUCAUACAGGUCUACUCCUUCGUAUCUCAGCUAUUGCUUAUAUGCUGAAGUAAGUACCUAGAGGCUUAAUUCACUGGUCACUUAUCCUAAUUAUCCUGACUCCGGCCCUGAUCCGAUUGCUCCGUAAUCCAUUUAUAUCUGGCGUAUCGUGCGGACUCACUGGGCGGGACCGACUUUGACUCCCAACAACUACUUGACAAAACGCUGUCGAGGGAGUCAUUCCUGACGCCCGAAAGCUGGUUAUAGGGUGUGAUCCUGAUAUCUUGGUUCGGAAAGAGGAAGCACAGACAAAAAAAUGCCUCUGUACCAACUUCCGGUCGCUAUCGCCCUCUCAGUCAGCGCAAGCUGCAGCGCUGCGUGGCUACUGUCCUCCAACCCUGACGAUGGGAAGAUUCAUUUACCAACACUUGUGGGACAGGAUGAGGAUGGACAACCAUUAGACGAUCCAUUCGACGUGACGAGGCCGGAUGAUUUGGUCGACGGAGAGCCUCUCGACGAGGAACGGUUCUGGUCCAAGAUGCGCCUGCGAAAACUGUUGCUUUCGGCUAUUUUCGCGAUUAUCUUUGCGCUCCAAGCUAUCUCUCUAGGAUGGGCUGUAGCGGAAGGCGAACAUCUCGAGCUCGCCGUUCAGAUUCUGCACGUGUUCUUUGCGCUCUAUCUUUUGUUUAUCUCUGCAGGGUCAGUCAACAAGGAAUACGCGCCGCACAGGAGGGCCAUCAUGCAUCUGUCUGCACUGACGCUUUUGGCAACUGCGCUUCUCGGGACGAUUGCCAUUCUUCCUUCGACUCCUAAUCCUGUCGCCAGCCUUUUUAGCUCCCAGCCCGAGGGCGAAUCAAUCACUGCGCUGCUUGUCUUGUGGUACAUCACCGUCAUUCUCUACAUGUUGGCAUGUGUCAUUGCCAUUACGACACCCACAGGACCUGCGCUGCACUUCCCCUCUGAGCGGUUAUACUCUGACAAGACACUGAUGGCAGUCACAUCGAAAUAUGAGGAUAAUGUCUCUGGCGUUACCGGUGCAUCUCUCUGGGACAUUCUUUUCUUCAGUUACACCACAAAAGUUGUCAUGCUCGGGUACACUUCCGAGAGUCUUGAAAUAGCCGACUUGCCAAUUAUUCCAACAGACAUGCGCGCGCCGACUAUCUACGCUACCAUGCGUGCUGUUCUGCGUCGCUGGAAACUUCGCAUUGGGAACUGGUCGCCAAAACCGGGUAGCGGGUGGCAGAUUGCCUAUCAAAUCCUGCGAGUGAAUUCUACUACUUUGCUAAUGGUCAUGCUAUUGGCGAUCAUUUCUGCGGUGUUAUUCUACACUCCGAUGUACUUCUUGCAGAGGAUCGUGCGAUAUGUGGAAAAAGACCCGGAGAGACUGGAUCGGGGAUGGGGUUGGGUGUAUUGCGCUGGAUUGUUCUUCAGUAAUGCCAUUUGCCAUCUCGUGACUGGGCAACUUUGGUCAAUAUCCACAACCAGCCUUCAACUUCGCCUCCGCAUUCAAUUGAAUUCCAUCCUAUUCGCUAAGACGUUAAUCCGGAAAGACAUUGCAUCAUCAUCUGGACCUGCACCUGGUACAACCACAGCGGGAGCAGAAAAUGGGGCAUCGAAUACCAAGAAGGACGAGAAAAAGAAGGAAGACGAGGAUGAGUUCUCUAGUAAGGCCCAGGUCAUGACUCUCAUGACGACCGACGUAGACCGUGUCAGUGACUUCUCGUGGCAUAUCUUCACUCUUUUCGACUCACCUGUGGAGAUUGUGGUCGGCACUCUCUUCCUGUACAACUUGCUCGGUGUUUCCUGCUUCUUCGGUCUGGCUGUAACAUGUCUCUUCAUGCCUCUAAAUCACUUCGCUGGUAAGGUCGUCGUUGGGGCUCAGGAUAAUUUGAUGAAGGCAAGAGACGAACGUGUCGCUCUCAUGAACGAGAUCUUGGGCGGCAUCCGCAUGCUAAAGUUUAUGGCUUGGGAACGCAGCUUCGAGUCCAGAGUCCUUAAAGUCCGAGAGCGCGAACUCAAGUAUCAAAAGUUGAACUACACUAUCGAAGUACUCUGGAACGCCAUCUGGAACAGUUCGCCUAUCAUGGUUACGCUCGUGUCAUUCUACCACUUCGUCAUCAUCCGACAGCAAACGCUCACGCCAGCUAUUGCGUUCACUUCGAUAAGCAUCUUCAACGAGAUGAAGUUUGCCUUGAAUGCUCUUCCAGAGACGCUGAUCGGCAUGCUUCAAUCGAUGGUCUCGCUGCGUCGUAUUGAGAAAUACCUUAACGGUGCGGAAGUCAAGCCAGUCCCACCUCUCGAUGGACGACCCCAUCCUAUCAGCUUGCAAUCAGCUACCGUCACUUGGCCCCAGGACCGAACGCGGGGUGCUAGCUCCGCUCCAUCUGCCGCAUCAACACCCAAAAACAAGUUCAUUCUCAUCGAUCUCACUUUGGACUUCCCUCUAGGUGAACUUUCGUUGAUUUGCGGUAAGCUUGGAAGUGGAAAGACACUUUUGCUUCUCGCAUUGUUAGGAGAGGCAGACCUCCUGACUGGCCAGAUUACGAGUCCGCGCUCCCCUCCGGAUAUUAUUGCCAAAUUUGUCGGUGUUUCUGUUCCUCAGGAAGAAUGGAUCGUCGAAGGCGUUUGCGCCUUUGUACCUCAGACUGCAUGGCUCCGUAACGCUUCUAUCCGAGACAACAUCCUUUUUGAUCUGCCCUACGACGAGCAACGCUAUCAGAAGACUUUGGAGGUUUGUGCACUGCUUAGCGACCUAAAGAUCCUUGAGGAUGGUGACAUGUCUGAAAUUGGUGAACGAGGAGUGAAUCUGUCUGGAGGGCAAAAGGCAAGAGUUUCGCUAGCUCGUGCCGUCUAUUCUCGCGCAGCCGUCUUACUUAUGGAUGACGUGCUCUCGGCAGUGGAUGCACAUACUGCUCACCAUCUCUAUUACGAGUGUCUCAAGGGCGAUCUCAUGCGUGGACGAACAGUGAUCCUGGUAUCACAUCAUGUUCAACUCUGCGCGCCGGGUGCAAGCUACAUCGUUGCUCUUGACAAUGGCCGGGUCCAGUUCCAAGGUGGUCGUGAAGCGUUCCAGUCAUCCACUGUUCUGAGAUCUCUCAGUCAGUCGACUGCCGAACCCGUGGAUGGCGAGGACGAGACCCCAGUUAUCGAGGAUCUGGCUCCAGAGAAGAAGGGUAAUGGCGAUACCUCUGAAACUAGCUCCACAACGGUUCCCGCACCUCCGGAGCCUGAAAUUAAAGUGGAGAAGAAACCGCCAAGAAAACUGAUAGAGGAAGAGAAGCGUGCUGUAGGACGGAUCAGCAAGGAACUCUGGCUCACAUAUAUCAAAGCGUGCGGUGGUGUCGUCUACUGGACGUCCUUCGUGUUCAUCUUGGUCCUUGCUGCUUUGACUCCUGUGAUGGAGAACGGAUGGCUCAAAAUUUGGUCUGGUGCCGCGCUGGAAGGUUCUGCUACCCAUAGCUCUCUCUUCUAUAUCAGCAUUUAUGCAGGUAUUACUGCCAUAGGUUUGAUACUGACGACGUUCCGGUACUUCGUCAUCUAUCGGGGUGGUCUUCAUGCGUCAAAGGUCUUACAUAUGAGGCUUCUGGAGGGCAUUUUGUUCGCAAACCUCCGAUUCCACGACACUGUGUCGCGUGGACGUUUGUUGAAUAGGUUUGGUAAAGAUUUCGAAGGCAUUGACAGUAAUCUUCCCGAUAACUUCGGUCGCAGUGUGAUUUUUGGCCUCUCCGCUAUGACAAGCGUCAUAACGGUUAGCGUUAUCGGUGGCCUGCCUUUCAUAUUGGCUGCCAUUCUUCUGGGUACUCUAUAUUAUAACGUGGGUAAGGUCUACGGUCAAACUUCCCGUGAUAUGCGAAGAUUAGACUCGGUCACUCGCUCUCCUCUGUAUUCGAUAUAUGGUGAAACUAUCGCAGGCGUAGCCGUGAUUCGUGCCUUUGGCGCAUCCUCUAAGUUCUUACGCGACAUGCUUCGUUGCGUUGAUACGAACGCGAAUCCGUUCUAUUGGACGUGGGGAGUCAACCGAUGGCUUUCGGCUCGCUUCAACUUAUUGUCUGCUGCUGUGGUUGGUCUUGCCGGCUUCGUCACUGUCCUCACACCUGGCAUCAGUGCAUCAACGGCCGGCUUCGCCCUCACAUUUGCAUCUACUAUUACAAAUGAUCUGCUGUUCAUGGUGCGACGUUUCGUUGGACUUGAACAAGCAAUGGUUGCGGUCGAACGAGUCAAGGAAUUCUCUGAAAUCAAACGUGAGCCUGCUGAGUUUAUUGAACCUCGUCCUCCUGCGUCUUGGCCUUCAAACGGCAUCAUCAAGGUAGAGGAUCUUGUCAUACGUUACGCGCCGGAUCUUCCGCCCGUUCUCCACAAUCUCAGUUUCAAAAUUAGACCUGGCGAAAAAGUGGGAAUACUAGGUCGCACAGGGUCUGGAAAGUCGACCCUUGCUCUGUCGUUCUUCCGAUUCGUCGAACCCGCCCAAGGUCGUAUUCUCAUCGACGACUUGGACAUCGCUACAGUCGGGCUUACGGACCUGAGGAGCAAGUUAACUAUCAUUCCUCAGGAUCCAACGAUUUUGAGCGGCACAUUGCGUUCUGCGCUGGACGUCUUCAACGAGUAUCAAGAUGCCGAAAUUUAUGAAGCCCUCAGACGUGUCCAUCUCAUCCCUCCCGAGGGCACGCCGGCAGAGGAUGCAGAUACUGUCAACGGCAGUGUCUUCCGUAGCCUUGACUCCUCAGUAUCUGAAGGAGGAGAAAACUUCUCUACGGGCGAGAAGCAGUUGUUGUGUAUGGCCCGCGCCAUCCUGAAACGUACCAAGGUCCUUGUGAUGGAUGAGGCUACUGCAAGUGUCGACUAUGCGACAGACGAACUCAUUGGCAAAACAAUACGACAUGAAUUUGCUGACAGUACUAUCCUCACAAUUGCCCAUCGCCUACGUACCAUCAUUGACUACGAUCGAAUUAUGCUGUUGGAAGAGGGCCGAAUUGUCGAGUUUGACAGACCUGCUACUCUGUUGCAAGACACGUCUUCAAAAUUCUACGCUUUAUGCCAAGCGACAGGCAAGAAUGAAUUGGCAAUGCUGAAGAAACUCGCAGGCGUAUAGGAGAUGCUUGUAUACACCUCUACGAUGGAGUUUUCUUGUAUAUCUACACUGCCAGGUGCUUUUUGGUAGACUGCAGACUGACAUGCUUCGUUGACACUGAAUAUGUGCACCGACUAGAGUUGCACAUCUAUUGAAUAUAGAGUGAUAGAUAACAGACCCAUCGUAGAACGCUACCGAAGAAGACUAGUUGUAUGUAGUUGAUCUUGUAGAUAAAUUUCUAGAACUGGAAGUCAACGGAGUCGACGCCAUGAAUCAUUCUGUUUCGAAAACUUUGCAAGUCCUACCCGUUAAUCAAGUCCUCCAAUGAAUUUCUAAUUUCUUU
Somion occarium is the source of this 5394-nucleotide messenger RNA. The record is from the annotation of a GenBank genome assembly. Lineage: Eukaryota; Fungi; Basidiomycota; Agaricomycetes; Polyporales; Cerrenaceae.